Messenger RNA from Thunnus maccoyii (southern bluefin tuna), 1271 nucleotides. RefSeq names its product RIB43A domain with coiled-coils 2 (gene ribc2). The record is from RefSeq and is a predicted model, not a curated record. Bases 109 to 1203 code for a protein of 364 amino acids. NCBI's taxonomy places the organism in Eukaryota, Metazoa, Chordata, Actinopteri, Scombriformes, Scombridae. The transcript has 7 exons.
UCAGGUUUCUUAGCAACCAGUGUGUUUGAAAUUUGAGUUUCUAGCGUUUGUCAAGCAGGUUCUUAAUUUUAACACCGCAAACGUUAAAUACAGUUUAAUUGAGUCAAAAUGCUUAACGUCGAAACACUCGCAGACCGCGUCGCUAGGGCAAAUUUACAGAGGCGUCGCAACAAAGAGACUGAAAGACGAGAGAGGGUUUUUAAUAAUAAAGUGAGGACCAUUGGGGUUGAUAAGGAAGCCCUUGACAUGCAGGUGAAAGAAAAGAAGAAACAAGAAGAGACAGCGAAAGAAAAACAGAAAGCUUAUGAUGCUGACAUGCUACACAACAGCAAAGUAGCUUGCCUUCUCCAUAGCCGACAAGUGAAGGAGAAACGUGCGAUGGAAAAGGAUAUAGUCAACUACCACCAUCAGUACCAGCAAACUUGGUGCGAGGGGGAGUAUGACCUGAAUGACCCAGGCCGCUGCAGGAAAACAGACCAAGAUGAAGCCCAGAUGAUGCUCCCUGGCCUGGUGGGUGAGGACCCGGACAGUAGUGGCAGACUGCAGAGACAGAGGCAGCAGCUCAGGGGGUGGCUCAUCCAGCAGCAGACAGAGCGAGCAGCAGAAACACAUCAACAGAGGCUGGAAAGGCAGCGCUACGACCAAAGCAGAAUAGACAUGGACAACAAAGCUCUGCAGCUUCAGAGCAUGGAGAUGGAGAGGAGAAAAGCAGCAGCAGUUGCUACUAAAGAGUGCAAUCUGACCAUGACUGAGGAGAGGCGUCGCCAGGAACGGGAAUGUAAAGACGAGGAUAAUCGAGCAGACACGAUGAACCACCUGCAAGGACAGCUGACGUGUGUAGAUGCCGAACCCUCCCUGGGUGUGGUGGGAGUGCCCGGUCUUUGUCCCAGCAGUGACAAGAGAGCACCUCCCGAGAGCCUGCAGCAAAUCAUCCAGUUCCAGAAAUAUCAAAUAGAGGAGAAAAGGAGGAUAGAAUUAGAGAAGAAGAAAGAAGAAGAGCAGUAUGAUCGUGUCCGCUUGGACUCGGCGCGUACGGCUCUGCUAAUGGAGAGGCAGCAGGCAAGACUGAACAAGCAGCUGAGACGACACCUGGACGGCACCAACAUCAAACUGGCUGAAUCACAGAGACAACAGAAACCGGACAUUGAAAGGGGAUACAUCGAUGACAGCUUCUUCGCCAAAUUCAACACCAGCAGCAGAUGAUGGUGGAUAAGUACUGAUAACGGAGCUACAUAAGAAGAACAUCGAAUAAAUUGAACCAAGCAAGUUAA